AUAUUUCUAAAAGGAUAAGAAUCAUAAUGUUUUUCUGGUGUGUUCUGUUAGGUGUCUCCACUUCACUUAAAUAGUUAUCUUUCACACCUCACUGAGUGAUGCUUAUCUGUGGUUUCCAUUCACAUUCAAAUCAGGAACUAUGGCAACAAAGUGUGGACAAACCCUACUUUCAGUAUGAGCCAAUAUACCUUGUCCUCAUUCUGAUACCAUUGUGAUGUCUAACUGUGUUUCAGUGGUACUGGGUCAGAAAGGAUGGAGUGUGACUUACACCACUCAGAGAAUCUGUGCCUUGAAGGGGUCAACAGUAGAGCUGACUUGUUCUUAUACAUAUCCCAGUGGUACAGUCACAACAACCCUCUGGUUCACUAAUUGGGGGUCUGGUGUAGAACCUGAAGAUCUAGGUCAGGACCCAGAGUAUACAGGUCGUCUGGAGUAUCAUGGGGAUAAGAAGAAAGACUCUAUCCUGAGAAUCACAGACCUGAGAGAGAGUGACUCAGCUACGUACAAAUUCAGAUUACUAACAGAUCAGACCGAAGGGAAAUAUUAUGGAGAUCCUGGAGUCACUCUGUCUGUUACAGCUCUGCAGGUGAAGCUGACUUAUUCAAGUUGGCAAAAUUUGGUGACAAUUACCUGUAUCACCACCUGUACUCUGAGUAACCCCAAACCCACCUACAUCUGGUAUAAGAAUGGACAACAUCAACACGAGAGCACCUCCCCCCAGUACAAAUACUCAGUCUACAGUAACAGUAAAGACAGUUACUCCUGUGCUGUAAAAGGCCAUGAGGAUCUCCACUCUCCAGCAGUGUGUGUUCAGGGUCAGAGCUGCAACACAGUGACUUACACCAAGAGGACAAUCUGUGCCUUGAAGGGGUCAACAGUGUAUAUAUCCUGUACUUAUGACAGUGGUUAUGAUACAGUCAAAUCAUCACUCUGGUUUAGUCCUAAACAGAGAUCUAGGUGGAGUGAUAAGUUGACACCUGAGGACCUAACAAGAGACCCAGGAUAUGCAGGCCGUGUGGAGUACCCUGACAAAGAGAGAUGGAGAUACACUGGUCACUCCACCCUGAGAAUCUCAAAUCUGAGAGAGGAGGACUCAGCUGAGUAUCGCUUCACUUAUAAAACAUACUACUUUGAAUGGGGUCAUAGUUUCCCAGGAACAACUCUGUCUGUCACAGGUCUGCAGGUGAAGGUGACUCCUGCUGCAGAGGGACAGAAGACACUGACCUGUAUCACCACCUGUACUCUGACUGACAACCCCACCUACAUCUGGUACAAGAAUGGACAGAAUGUACAAGGUGUCUCCUCCCCCAUGUACUCCAUCAGCAGUGAGAAUGCAGACAGCUACUUCUGUGCUGUAAAAGGCCAUCUCAGCUCUGCUGCAGUGUAUAAACCAAAGAACACCUCAGUGUCAGUCAGUCCCUCUGGUGAAAUAGUGGAUGGCAGUUCAGUGACUCUGACCUGCAGCAGUGAUGCCAACCCACCUGUCCAGAGUUACACCUGGUGGUACAAGAAGAAUGGAGGUGACAAUCAGAGUAUGACAGGACCACAGCAUGUCUUCAAUCAAAUCCAGUCAUCUGACACUGGAGAGUACUACUGUGAGUCCCAGAAUGAGAUGGGGACAGACAUGUCUAGGACCAUAAACAUGGAUGUGAAGUAUGGUCCAAAGAACACCUCAGUGUCAGUCAGUCCCUCUGGUGAAAUAGUGGAGGGCAGUUCAGUGACUCUGACCUGCAGCAGUGAUGCCAACCCACCUGUGGACAAAUACACCUGGUACAAGAAGAAUGGAGCUUCACUGAGAGGAUCUGAAAAGACAUACAAUUUCACGACCAUCAUCUCUGAGGACAGAGGAGAAUAUUACUGUGAAGCUGAGAAUAAAUAUAGACGUCUCAACUCUUCUUCUGUGUUUGUGGACGUUCAGUACGGCCCAAAGAACACCUCAGUGUCAGUCAGUCCCUCUGGUGAAAUAGUGGAGGGCAGUUCAGUGACUCUGACCUGCAGCAGUGAUGCCAACCCACCUGUGGACAAAUACACCUGGUACUUUCAAAAUGAGACUUUUCUAAAUGGAUGUGGACAGAUGUACAACAUCAGUAACUUCAAGUCUAAGGACAGUGGACAUUACCACUGUGAGGCCUGGAAUAGAAGAGGAUCUAGGAACUCUACAGCUCUGAUGAUCAUUUUACCAGGGAAACAAACCUCAGUUCUGACUGCAGCUGUAGGAAUCACAGUGGUUGUUCUGGUUCUCAUCCUCUGUUUCUCUGGACUCAUGUGGUUCAGGAAGAAGGCCUCCACAUCCACCUCUGACACAAGAGACACAUCAGAGAAUGAUCAGGUGAGUCUGUUACUAUCAGAUUAUGUGUAUUGCUUGGUGGAACAUUUCUACUCCUCAUGUUGUCUGUCCUCUUCCCAUCAGGGAGACUCUAGUCCAGUGUAUGAAAACGUCUCAAGCAUGUCCACAGCCCCUACUGCAGCACAGACAGCAGCCACAGAUGACCAGGAUGAUGUUCACUACUCCAGCGUCCACUUCUCUCACUCCAAAAACCAGGAAGUGCCUCUGUACUCCACCGUCCAAGUGCCUCAGCCCCAGAAAGAGGAUGAGGAUGUCCAGUACGAUGCUGUGAAAUUCAACCUCCCCAGUGCUGCCAACCAACCCACAACAGCACAAGCAGCUGAGGAGUACUCUUCUGUUCUCUACAGUACAGUCAACAAACCUGAAACAAGAAGACCUGAACAUUACAAACCCAGAACCAGGAAGACCUGAACACAACAAACCCAGAACCAAGAAGACCUGAACACAACAAACCCAGAACCAAGAACACCUGAACACAACAAACCCAGAACCAAGAACACCUGAACACAACAAACCCAGAACCAAGAAGACCUGAACACAACAAACCCAGAACCAAGAACACCUGAACACAACAAACCCAGAACCAAGAAGACAACAAACCCAGAACCAAGAAGACCUGAACACAACAAACCCAGAACCAAGAAGACCUGAACAUAACAAACCCUGAACCAAGAAGACCUGAACACAACAAACCCAGAACCAAGAAGACCUGAACACAAGUUUGACAGAAACCCUGUAUAGCUGGACCUGUAUAGUCCAACUAAGUGUUAUAAUAAUCUAUCAUAAGAUUUGCCAUUUAGAAAAUGCUUUUAUCCAAAGCGACUUAUAAUUAUGUGUGAAUACAUUUUACAUGCCGGUGGCCUCAUUGGGAAUGGAAACCAUGCACCAUGCUCUACCAACUGAGACACACAGGACUACUGUAUUCACACUUAGUUGGAGUGCUGAUCUAUGGUCAGUUUUGUCUUAUAAACGAUGCUGUACUUGUCACCUUGCUCCGUUGUGCACCGGGGCCUCCCACUCCUCUUUCUAUUCUGGUUAGAGCCAGUUUGCGCUGUUCUGUGAAGGGAGUAGUACACAGAGUUGUUCCAUGCAAUUUCUCGCAUGGAAUAGCCUUCAUUUCUCAGAACAAGAAUAGACUGACAAGUUUCAGAAGAAAGUUAUUUGUUUCUUGCCAUUUUGAGCCUGUAAUCGAACGCACAAAUACUGAUACUCCAGAUACUCAACGAGUCUAAGGCCAGUUUUAUUGCUUCUUUAAAUCGGGACAACAGUUUUUAGCUGUGCUAACAUAAUUGCAAAAGGGUUUUCUAAUGAUCAAUUAGCCUUUUAAAAUGAUAAACUUGGAUUAGCUAAGAGCUAAGUGACCCCAAACUUUUGACCAGUAGUGUGUGUGUGUGUAUAUAUAUAAAUUAUUCUUAUUUACAUUUUUCAUAAAAAAAAAAUAUACACUUAUAAUCAAAUUUAUAAGAUUAUAUAUGAACAUUCAAUAUUUUCUUUCUAUUUUGUUUCUGUUCUAUUAUACAGUACUGUGCUAUUCUGUUACAUUAUACAGUACUGUGCUAUUCUGUUACAUUAUACAGUACAGUACUGUUCUGUUACAUUAUACAGUACUGUACUGUUCUGUUACAUUAUACAGUACUGUACUGUUCUGUUACAUUAUACAGUACUGUACU
This is a messenger RNA of Oncorhynchus kisutch (coho salmon), 4017 nucleotides long. RefSeq names its product B-cell receptor CD22-like. The coding region runs from base 215 to 2758 and encodes 847 amino acids. The transcript is spliced from 11 exons. Lineage: Eukaryota; Metazoa; Chordata; Actinopteri; Salmoniformes; Salmonidae. The record is from RefSeq and is a predicted model, not a curated record.